Messenger RNA from Vigna radiata var. radiata (mung bean), 1570 nucleotides. RefSeq names its product alpha-L-fucosidase 1. The record is from RefSeq and is a predicted model, not a curated record. The transcript has 3 exons. Gene Ontology annotation, molecular function: alpha-L-fucosidase activity. Gene Ontology annotation, cellular component: lysosome. Gene Ontology annotation, biological process: glycoside catabolic process; fucose metabolic process. NCBI's taxonomy places the organism in Eukaryota, Viridiplantae, Streptophyta, Magnoliopsida, Fabales, Fabaceae. The coding region runs from base 25 to 1500 and encodes 491 amino acids.
AAGUAGGAGAACAAUAUUAGCGUGAUGGUUAGGCUUAGGCUAUGGUGGUGUUCUUUCUUGAUUACAUUGACAGUGUUAUUUGAACAAGUUAGAAUUUGUAGUUGUUGGAAUGAACAAACCCCAACACCACCUUUGCCAAUUCUCCCUCUCCCAACAUACUCCCAGAUUAAAUGGCAACAAAGGGAGAUCAUAAUGUUCCUCCACUUUGGUGUCAACACAUUCACUGAUAGAGAAUGGGGCACUGGACAUGAAAACCCAGCAAUCUUCAAUCCCACAAGGCUCAACACAACCCAGUGGGCCACUGUGGCAGCAGAUGCAGGAAUUUCCUUGAUGAUACUAACUGCUAAACACCAUGAUGGCUUCUGCCUUUGGCCUUCCAAGUACACUAAUCAUUCUGUCAUCAGAAGCCCCUGGCAAGGUGGCAAGGGUGAUGUUGUUCGAGAUUUUGUCAAUGCAGCCACUGCACAUGGAAUUGAUGUAGGGAUCUACCUUUCACCUUGGGAUAGACAUGACCCCAGAUAUGGUAAUGAUUUGCUUUACAACCAAUAUUACUUGGCUCAAUUGCAAGAGUUGCUCAAGAAGUAUCAAAAUGUUAGAGAAAUUUGGUUCGAUGGAGCAAAGGGUGCUCAGGCAAAAAACAUGUCCUAUUAUUUUUCAGAUUGGUUUUCUAUGGUGAAGGAGUUGCAGAGUUCCAUCAAUAUCUUCUCCGAUGCCGGUCCUGAUGUAAGGUGGGUGGGAGAAGAAACAGGUUCUGCAGGAUACACAUGUUGGUCUACCAUCAAUCGAACCUCUUUGUCGAUUGGAAAUUCCAGCAUCACAGAGUAUUUGAGCAGUGGUGAUCCAAAAGGGACAGAUUGGCUGCCGGCGGAAUGUGAUGUCUCAAUUCGACCGGGAUGGUUCUGGCAUGAGUCAGAAUCACCAAAAAGGCUGAGCAAGUUGCUUGAUAUUUAUUACAACUCAGUUGGGAGAAACUGUGUGUUACUUCUCAAUGUACCUCCAAAUAAAAGUGGCCUUAUAACUGAUGUUGAUGCUCAAAGAUUGAAAGAGUUUAGAAGUGCAAUUAACACUAUUUUUCAACACAAUCUUGCCGAAGAUUCUUUUGUAAAAGUUAGUAGCCAAAGGGGGGGUUUCGGACCAGAAAACAUGCUAGACACUGACCACUUGUGGUCCUAUUGGACCCCAAAGGAUGAUGGCGGUGAAAAGGACCAUUGGAUUGAAAUUUGGGCAAAGGAUGAGAGUUUUUUGAGAUUCAACGUGAUUUCAAUACAAGAGGCAAUUGGACUUGGUCAAAGGAUCAAACGGCAUGAAAUCUAUGCGGAUGAUAAAUUGAUCGUGAAAGCAACAACAGUGGGUUACAAGAGGCUUCAUAGGCUUGAUCGGGGUGAGGUGCAGGCUCGUGUUGUGAGGAUCACAAUCAGAGAAUCAAAAGCAGUGCCUCUUAUUUCUUCUAUUGGUUUGUAUUUUGAUCCUUUUUGGCACUCUAAAUUUACUGUCACCUGAACUACCAUAACUGCGUAUUAAAAUAUUGUUCUGUCCGUAAAGAAUCGAAAACAAAUUUUCUUUCUUCUAA